AUGCCUCUGGUGGACAAAAAGGAUUGGUUUCAGGCCAUUGCGAACAAGAACCAUUCGGCGAUAAGGACUGCCAUCCCUCGAUUUGCGGGGAGCACGAAUGGAGCAGGCGAUACGGGGCUCAUAAUGGCUGCGCGCCUCAACGAUGUGGAACUUGCGCACCUCCUUGCCAAGCAGGAGGCGACCCUCACUAACCCUGAUAAUCUCACUGCCCUUAUGAUUGCCGCUCAGUCGGACCAUCCGCGCGUGGUUGAGGUUCUUGCUCCCCUGGAGUACUCCAUUUUUCUUCCCAACGGCCGCACAGCCCUUUCGCUUGCUGCGGAGGCAGGCCACGACGAGUGCGUGAUGAUUUUGGCCAAGUAUCUAUCCACAGAGCGUGACUGCGACAGCCUCAGCGCCCUUGACUAUGCUGUCAAGAACGACAACCUUAAUUGCAUAAAGGUCAUGCUGAACACACACAAGUUCACGAUAGAUGACAUCACGCACACCCUCAGGUACGCGCACGAGAAGGACGCCGUGGACACAGUUAGGGUCCUUGAGGCCGAGGCUGAGCGAAUCGCCAACCUUUGCUAUGCCCAAGCAACGGCAACACAAUCAUCGGUGACACCUAUCGAGCAGAAAUCGCCGGGCUCUAUGCUCGGCUCCCGCGUCGGCGGCCCGCGGUCUACCCAAAGCAUGAACGGCACCAGCUCCAUGCGCUCUGUCGGCAUGACCGAGUCGAUGCGCUCGGGCGGCCGUAUUGUUACAAGGUUCGCUGACCUUGCAACGUACGAGAAGGAGCUCGACAUGGCACUCACCAAGCUCGACAAAUACGAGGUCGACCGUACGGUCCUCAAGACGGAGAACACGAGGCUCUUCGAAGAGAACACGGAGCUCAAGAAGAGGAUCAAGAUACAGCAGGACCAGCUCGAUCAGAUCCGUGUGCUUGUGCAGUGCAAGUCUCAGGACGCCGAGGAGAUCGCCACGAUCUGCAGGCACUUUAUCAACGAUUUGCAGGCCGAGAAGGCGAAACGCUCCAGGGAGUAUGAGGAGCUCAAGCAAGAUGUCGCCAUCCUCAAGGCGAAGAAUCAGGCCUUCAAGGUUGACUUGAACACUCUCAUGAGCACGAAAAUCGAGCACGAGAAGGCCGCCCAGUAUCUUAAGCAGAACAUUGUCAGCAAAGACGAGGUCCUUAAUGCGCUUCAGGACCAGAAUCGUGAGGUCAUUGAGCAGGCCAAGAUGCUUGAGCACAAGUCCCAAGACCUUGCGAUAGAGAUUGCUAAGCUUUCAGACAACGUCGCUAGGCACAAGAACGAAGCUAUAGGCCUCCGUUCCGUCAUCGAGCUCAAGGAUAAGGAGAUCGAGGAUGUGAAGGCGCAGGUUGAGGAGAUUAAUGAAGUUGUAAGCACAUACAGACAGCGUGCUCUCGCCGUUGAAGACGAGAAGAACGAGAUUCUUAAUGAGGUUGCAAGGCGCAAGGCUGCCUAUAAUGCCCUUGAAAGCAAGAAGGAGGAGCUUGAAAACCAGGUCAUAGGACUCGCAGACGAGCUUACCAAGUCUUCUGUUGCGCUCCAGGCGCUUCAAAAUGGCAUUUCCAACCUGGAGGAUCCAUUUUCCAUCGCUGCCACCGGGGACUUCAUUAACUAUGCAGAUGACGACGAUACGAGUAUUGCGAGGAAGGUCCUUACGGGUGACAAGGGGGCCAUGCUCCGCCACAUUGCCGAGAACGAGAUAGCCGCUUAUGGGAAGGCGAACGAGGAAUCGAUCAGAAAGGCGAGUGAGUAUGUCUCCAAGAGCGAACUGGAGUGGCUGACGGAGCCCGUGAUGCAGCAGAUUAAGCAAGCGAUUCUCAAGGGAGAUUACGACACCGCCAGUCAGCUGACAAACAAAGUACCGCUGGACUUCACAAACCUCCGUAACGAAACAGGCCCGAAGACGUAUUUGAUGAGCGCAGCCGAGCACGGUGAGCUCCUUAAGGUUUGGUUCUAUCGUCCCUACCAAGCCGGAAAGCAGGACCACCACGGGAAGACGGCCCUUAUGUACGCGGCCGAGAAUGGCCACUCUGAAUGUGUCAGGCUCCUUCUCGACCGCGAGGCCGGCAUGACCCUCGAGAACGGAUGGACGGCAUUGAUGUCUGCAGUCCUCAACAAUCACACGGAGUGUGUGAAGAUCCUGGAAACGAAGGAGGGCGGUCUUUCCACGAACGAGCUCCAUGAAGAGGGGGCUGGCUUCACUGCCCUCAUGCUCGCUGCCAAGCUGGGCCAUACUGAGUGUGCGCACUUCCUGCUGAACAAGGAGGCGCCCAUCAAGCACUCCACCGGGCGCAGGGCCAUCUUCUAUGCCAAGAGCGCAGAGAUUAAGAACCUCCUCUCCCUUUUCAACUGA
Messenger RNA from Giardia duodenalis, 2361 nucleotides. RefSeq names its product Ankyrin repeat protein 1. Gene Ontology annotation, molecular function: protein binding. The record is from RefSeq and is a predicted model, not a curated record. NCBI's taxonomy places the organism in Eukaryota, Fornicata, Diplomonadida, Hexamitidae. Bases 1 to 2361 code for a protein of 786 amino acids. The transcript has a single exon.